Setaria italica (foxtail millet) is the source of this 1293-nucleotide messenger RNA. RefSeq names its product uracil phosphoribosyltransferase. The transcript is spliced from 11 exons. The record is from RefSeq and is a predicted model, not a curated record. The coding region runs from base 108 to 983 and encodes 291 amino acids. Gene Ontology annotation, biological process: uracil salvage. NCBI's taxonomy places the organism in Eukaryota, Viridiplantae, Streptophyta, Magnoliopsida, Poales, Poaceae. Gene Ontology annotation, molecular function: uracil phosphoribosyltransferase activity.
GUGCGCAUAACGGCGCGGUGACCCCACCGUAUCCCACCUCGUCCCCUUCCUCAGUCCUCACUGCUCUCGCUUUCGCUCGCCAUCCGCACACCCGCCCCGCCCUCGCGAUGCCUUCGCCCACCACGGCCACGGCCGCGUCGGCGCCCCUCCACCUCCGCUCGUGCGCGCGUCAGCACCUCCCUCCGGCCUCCCGCUGCUUCCUCCCCUCCCGCGUGCUCCUCAAUUCCGCACGCCUCACAGCCCCGGCCCCGCUGCCCGUGCGCGUGCCGAGCCUGCCUCCGACGGCGGCAAGGGCGGCCGGCCCCGACGCUACGAGCACGAGAUCGCCCACAUCCGGCGGACAGAUGCUGGUGUUCGUCCCGCCGCACCCGCUGAUAAAGCAUUGGGUCUCCGUUCUGCGCAAUGAGCAGACACCCUGCGCCAUCUUCAAGAGUGCUAUGUCCGAGCUUGGUCGGCUGCUCAUAUAUGAAGCAUCCAGAGAUUGGUUGCCUACAAUCACAGGAGAGAUUGAAACACCUGUAGCUGUAGCUAGUGUUGAAUUUAUUGAUCCAAGAGAGCCUGUUCUGGUUAUUCCAAUACUGAGAGCUGGUCUUGCACUAGCUGAACAAGCUUCAUCAGUUCUGCCAGCCACCAAGACCUAUCACCUUGGCCUUCGUAGAGAUGAAGAAACACUUGAACCUUCAAUAUAUCUGAACAACCUGCCAGACAAGAUUCCAGAGGGGACUCGUGUGCUAGUUGUUGACCCAAUGCUGGCCACUGGUGGGACGAUUGUUGCUGCUAUUGACUUGUUAAUCGAACGUGGAGUUACCAGCAAGCAGAUUAAAGUUGUAUCUGCUGUUGCAGCACCUCCUGCGCUGCAAAAGCUCAAUAACAAGUUCCCUGGGCUCCAUGUGUACACAGGAAUAAUUGAUCCAGAAGUAAAUGAGAAAGGUUUUAUAGUUCCAGGGUUGGGGGAUGCUGGCGACAGAAGCUUUGCCACAUGAUUAGACUGCCAAUUCCAGUGGUCUGCCAGUGAGAAUCUUUGCUUGAACAGAGCAAUGGCGAGUAAAAGUUCAUUGCUGUAGAUUGCCUUCAUUUGAGAUUUUGUUCCUGCUCAAUGAUACAUUUAGCUGCCUGCCAUUUUGUAACUACCCAUUCUCUAUGAUUGCGUAGAAUAUAAGGCUAGUUCAGAUUGUCUCCAGAUGGCAAAAUCUUUUUAAAGGACAAGGUUCCUAAUAUUUAUCCGGUGGAAAGAAUAAAACUAUCUCAUCGUGUUUUACUUUUGUUAUUAUAAAUCGAGUUUUAUGGUGUGUU